UAAACACAAGUACAUUCCACAGAGUGUUUUUCUCUCUUCUCCUGGUCCAACUUGGACUGCUCUUUCAAGCCCCCAAUCUUAACUUUUCCUAUUUUCUUGCUUCUCAUCUUCCUUUGACUCCCUUUCAUUUUCUUCACACACAAAACAAACCCUUUAUAUAUAUACCCACACAUUCAUACAAUCAUACACAAAUUUCACUUUCUUUAUUUUUUCAUCAAGAAUUGAAAAAGAUGCCAUCUUUUGCUUCUUCACCACCUCCUUCACAUGGGUUUCAUCCAAAAUCUCGAGAUUUUAAGUCUGAUGUAUGCACCAUUGAUGUGGGUGGUCAGCUUUUUCAAACUACUAAGCAGACUUUAGCUUUGGCUGGGCCUAAUUCAAUGCUGUAUCAAGCUUGUGAGGCUGGUGAUGAAGCUGUGCCUUUUAUUGACAGAGACCCUGAGUUGUUUGCUAUUUUGUUGUCUUUGUUGAGGACAGGUAAUUUGUCAUCUAAAGCUAGAGGGAUUGAUGUUCAAGAUUUGAUUUUUGAGGCUCAGUUUUAUGGGAUUGAGGAUGUUCUUGUGGCAUCUCAAUCAAACCCUUCUCAGUUUGAGGCUUUUAAUCUUGAAAAAUCUUUGCUUUUGUCAUUGAAUGGUAGGGAUUCUCCUAAUUGUAUGUCCACAACUCCUUAUGGUUCUGUUCAUGUGGCACAUGGGAGUAAGAUCACUUCUUUUGAUUGGUCAUUGAGGAAGAAAUCUACCAUUUUGACAGAAUUUACAGCUAUUGAUUCUUUGUUGUCUAUUAGCCCUGUGAUUGCAGCUGCUGGUGCAACUGAUUUUUCUGGGUUGCAGAUUCUUGAUCUGGAUAAGGGGUUUGUUAGGGAGACAUUGAGUUGGGAGAAUGUGACUAGGUCUAGUUCAACAGUGCAGGCAAUUGGGUCAUCACCUGAUUUCCUGUUUAGUAGUUUUGAGUCGGGUCGAAGGAAUUCAAGUGCCAUUAUGGUUUAUGAUUUGCAGGGUGGUUUUCGUCCAGUUGCUGAGAUUGGGCAUUGUGAAGUCUAUGGUGCUGAUCUCGGUUCUGCGAUUCCAGCUACGAAGUUGAAUUGGGUUCCUAGUUAUAAUUUGUUAAUGGCUUCUGGUUCUCAUAGUGGACCUCAGGGAGUAAUGGGUAAUAUUAAGUUUUGGGAUAUUCGGUCUGGUAAUGUUGUUUGGGAAUUGAAGGAAAAUGUUGAUUGUUUUGCGGAUGUUACUGUUAUGGACAAUCUUUCUGCGAUAUUUAAGGUUGGUGUGAAUUCAGGAGAGGUUUUCUUCUCUGAUAUGAGGAAUAUGGGUGCUGAAAACUCGUGGGAGUGUUUAGGUGAUAAAAGAAAGGCGGCUAGUGGAAAGAAAGAAGGUGUCGGGUGUAUAAUUCAAAGUCACAACAAUCAAGUGUUUUGCAGCAAAGGUGGAGAUUUGGAGUUGUGGUCGGAGGUUAUGGUAGGGUCUCUGAGGAAGACUGAUAAUGGCACGGGCGGGAGGGUCUUCAGAAAGAACCUAAUGGGGAGAGAGAAGGACAUGGGAGGAAGUAGAAUAACCAACUUGCAGUUUGGUGGAAAUAAAAUGUUUGUCACAAGGAAGAAUCAGCAAUUUGUUGAAGUAUGGCAGAGCUCAGUAAGAGGAUUGUAAUCGUUUUUCAGACAUAUUUGUAGAAUCGAAUAGAUAGCCUACAUUCGUUGUAACACAAAUUUGUGUUAUGCAGAUGAUCCAAUUCCAUUUGUUUAUGCAGAUGUUCAAUUUGUUUUAUUUUUAUGACUGUAAUUUAUUGAAUCUUCAUAUAUUUGAUGUCAAUACAAAGAUCUCGUAUUCUUUCCA
This is a messenger RNA of Daucus carota subsp. sativus, 1826 nucleotides long. RefSeq names its product BTB/POZ domain-containing protein At5g41330. Gene Ontology annotation, molecular function: protein binding. NCBI's taxonomy places the organism in Eukaryota, Viridiplantae, Streptophyta, Magnoliopsida, Apiales, Apiaceae. The coding region runs from base 231 to 1640 and encodes 469 amino acids. The record is from RefSeq and is a predicted model, not a curated record. Gene Ontology annotation, biological process: protein homooligomerization. The transcript has a single exon.